UCCUGCAAAUUGGGAUCCUGAUUCGUUUCCCUUAUAAUAUCUACUCUGCCGAUUACAAAGCGAAAAAAGUAUUUCGAGUUUCCCGCCAUGGUAUCCAUGGAAGUCGACACUAGCAGUCUUCAGAGAAAACAAUCUCUCUAUCAAUCUCAGGAUGAGAGGUUUGAGAUCAAGAUGGAGAAGUAUACUGGUCAACAGUACAGUCAAAUAUAUUUCGCUCGACUUCACAAAAUGAGAGCCAUUCUCUACUCACUCGUCGAGAAAUGGAAACCCCAAUUACCUGUUUGUACUGUUUUGGAUCUGGAAUUAGGCAAAGAAUGUAUAAUUGUUGGGACUCUAUACAAACAUAUGAAGCUAAAGCCUUGUAUUCUUGAUGAAUAUUCUAAGGAGAGAUCUGUAGUUCCUGUUGAGAAACCUCAUAAUUUUAUGCAUUCUGAUGACCAACUUGUUUUGGAAGAUGAGAGUGGAAGAGUAAAACUUGGUGGGACUUUUCUAGCACCUUCUAAGUAUGUUACAGGAGUUGUGGUGGCUCUUCAUGGAAACGAAACCACGAGCGGUGAAUUUUCUGUUAUAGAUAUCCUAGACCGUGGUCUGCCUCCCCAGAUCGAGUUGCCACUUGAUUCAGGAGAAGACAAGUUUGUGGUUUUAGUGUCAGGACUAAGCAUUGGAAAUGAAAAGUCCAAUCCUCUCAAUGUCCAGCUUCUAGUUGAUCAUAUAACGGGGCAUUUAGGGGAUGCGAAGGAGCAAAAUAUGUCAUCCCAAAUAGUCCGAGUAGUUAUUGCUGGCAAUUCAGUUGAAUUACCACUUGGACUUGUGAAAGGACAGACUUUGGCUGCUAAGGACCACUCCAAGCUGACCGAGCUGAUCAAGGAGCUUGAUAUCUUGUUGACUCAGCUUGCAGCUGCUGUACCAUUGGAUAUCAUGCCAGGGCCCAGUGAUCCUGCAAACUUUUCUUUGCCUCAGCAGCCUUUGCACCGAUGUCUUUUCCGUGGAGCAUCAACUUAUAAUACUUUCACCUCGUGUACAAACCCUCAUUGGUUUGACCUUGACAACAUCAGAUUUCUUGGAACAUCAGGUCAGAACAUAGAUGAUCUGGAGAAGUACUCAGAAGCAAAAGAUAAACUAGAUUUUAUGGAGCGAACAUUAAGAUGGAGACAUCUAGCACCAACCGCACCGAACACCCUAGGCUGUUAUCCAUUCACUGAUAGAGAUCCUUUCCUUAUUGAGAACUGUCCUCAUGUAUAUUUUGUUGGUAACCAGAGUAAAUAUGAUACUCAGUUGUUAAAAGGAUCUGAGGGUCAGUCAGUCAGACUCAUCUGCAUUCCUAAAUUUUGUGAAACUGGAAUCGCGGUCGUUCUGAACUUGAAGAAUCUUGAAAGCCAUACUCUCAGUCUUUCAACAGAUUUGGACUUAUAAGAAGGCACAUUUAAACCUACAGCAGUUCGUAUCUAUCGUCAUCCGACUUAUAAGAAGGCACACUUAAGUGACAACUUUUGUUCAUUGCCAAUCCGUGUUUCUUGGUUUAUUAUGGGAAUUUUACAUGUCAACUCUCUAGUCAAUUCUGCGGUUUUGAGUUUAAUCAUUUGUGUAUUUGAUAGUUUUCAGAUGUUUAAUUGUAAGUUCUAAUUUCCAGAAGAAGGCACAACACUUGUUUAUUGUCAACCCGUGUUUCUUGGUUUGUUGUGGGAAUUUUACAUAUCAAUCUGUUUAUUUGAUCAUUUGUGUGUUUGAUCAUUUUAGUGAA
This is a messenger RNA of Papaver somniferum (opium poppy), 1741 nucleotides long. RefSeq names its product DNA polymerase delta small subunit-like. NCBI's taxonomy places the organism in Eukaryota, Viridiplantae, Streptophyta, Magnoliopsida, Ranunculales, Papaveraceae. The transcript is spliced from 14 exons. Gene Ontology annotation, molecular function: DNA binding. The record is from RefSeq and is a predicted model, not a curated record. Gene Ontology annotation, biological process: DNA replication; DNA strand elongation involved in DNA replication. The coding region runs from base 88 to 1413 and encodes 441 amino acids. Gene Ontology annotation, cellular component: delta DNA polymerase complex.